Molecule: messenger RNA, 1561 nt
Organism: Sarcophilus harrisii (Tasmanian devil)
Lineage: Eukaryota; Metazoa; Chordata; Mammalia; Dasyuromorphia; Dasyuridae
Product: translation initiation factor IF-2-like
Exons: 1
Coding region: 23-415 (130 amino acids)
Source: RefSeq, a predicted model, not a curated record
AGCGGCAACAAGCGCCGCGGGGAUGGUCCGCGUCCCUCCCACGCCGAGGCCAGCUCGAAAGCCGAGACCAGAAACUUCAGACCGUUGCCUCCUAAGUCGGCCCCGCGCGACGUGUCGGCCGAAGUGGAGGCAAAUGCCGCCAUCUUCUCUGCCGGCCAGGGAAGCGGCCAGCCUGGUGCCCCGCCCCACCGGCAGACCGCGCGGCGGGACCCACGGCCGAGGGAACCAGCACUUCGGUGACAUGGGGGUGCGGGCCCAUCGCAACCUCCCCCUCCCCAGCACGAGACGCGGCGGGGCGGGUCUGGAGGGGAAAGAGCGCGCCGCAGCGAGCUCUCGGAUGGAAGAUGGCGGCGCCGCGAGGGGAGGCGGCUGCGGGGCGGUCACGUGGUGGGGGCAGCGCGCGAUCCUCUCUUAAGUGAUCUCUGUGGCGCGGCCGGACACACAGGAGGAGCGGCGCGCCGGAGUCCGCGUGGCGGAGCGCGAGCGGCAGCAGCCGCCUGCUCCCCGCGGGACCGCCGCCGCGUCCGGUUUCGGUUUCACGGGCAUUUUCCUUUUCUUAGAUGCUGGGAUUUCCCCGAAGGGUAACGUCGAGAGGAGACCUUGGGGUCCUACCUCUGCCGAGCGCCCCCGGAGCCCGACCGGACGGGCGGCAGGAGUCGGCGCCGGCGCCGGCGAGCCCGCGCGGGCCGCCCCGGGACAUGGGCCGGGCCCCGCCGGGCGCUCCGGAGUCGGGCCCCGGACUGGGCGGGGCUCCCCGCGGGCCGCCCGCCCCAGCCGCCGCCGCCUUGCCGCGGACCUUUGUGCGGGUCCUGCGCCCCCGGCGCCCCGAGCCCACGCCGCUCCAGCGUCCGCACCAUGGCCCUGGCUGAGGUAGUAGUUUGUGCUGUUGGUCGGGUUGUGACAUUGCCCGCUGUGGAGAUAACUGCGCAAGCUACUGCCUUGCUAGUGCUGGUGAUGAUCAGCCGCGGGUGAAGACAAUGGCCCGGGGAAUCCCCUUUGUUUAAGGGGGUCGCCGCGGGGGCGGGGGGGCCCGCCGCCUCCUGGGGCGCUGCCGCGAGCCCCGCGCGAGGGGGGGUGCGCAGGGUGUUUGCGGGGCGGGGGAAGGGUCCUGGGGCUGGGGAAAGGGUCCAGGCGUGGUGGGGGGCGGUGGUGGCCGUGCCGGAGAAAGAGCUGGUCUGUCGAAAUCACAUUGUGAACAUCUUCCAGCCCACUUUCCUAACGUCUUUGCCCCUAAAGUUACAGGAAGCCCUCAGUUAUUCCAGGUUUCUUGUAGCGAACAAAUGCCUGGGGUGGGUAGGAAUGCUAGGUGCGGGGACUGGCCACAUAAUACUUACUCGGUAAAUGCAUUACGUGAAACUCUGCCCCCUUUGCAUUUUGUUUCUACUUUUAUCUGCAUGGAUUUUGAUUUUAUCUUGCUUUUUCGGGAUACUAAGAUGAAAACUUGAAUCGAUUUAAAGACGCUUAACUAUUGUGGGUUGCAGCUCGUGCUGUGAUUAAAUUUAUUGAUUAAAAACUAUAUGGAACAUAUUAAAACGUAAAAUAAAUUUCCCUUCUAAUUAAA